Brugia pahangi is the source of this 225-nucleotide messenger RNA. NCBI's taxonomy places the organism in Eukaryota, Metazoa, Nematoda, Chromadorea, Rhabditida, Onchocercidae. The record is from the annotation of a GenBank genome assembly.
AUGCGAGCACGUUUUGAUCAAAGACAGGAAUUAAAGAACGAAUACGAAUUAUUAAUUAAAUUUGAUGAACAUACAUAUGAUUUGUUUGGGCUGUAUCAGCAAGCGAUUGUUGGUGAUAUCAAUGUACCAAAAAUAAAUUAUCGUGACCCAAAUGAAAUGUCAUAUAUGUGGUCAUGGAUUAAGGGAAAUCGUAAAUGGCAUGCAUGGAAUAAGUGCAAAGGUUAA